UCAGACCGGUGUUUUUUGAAUUGAAGCGGCAGGAAGGCGGAGAGUAGGCAGCGCUUACUUAGCGAGGAAAAGGUAAACAAAGAGUCACAGUAGUGAGAGAAAUAUUAUUUAUUCAUACAGCAGGGGAUAUUUAGCUGUUUACUGUUCUGAGAACAGACUGCAAGGUUGUUAAUAACAGAGUUCGCUAGUUAACGAUUAGCCAGUUAGUUAAUUAACGCUACUUAGCUAAAGUUAGCAAGCUAACGCUGGUUGAGUUCAACGUAGAAAACAACACCUCUGCUAGUAGUUAGCUAGCUAACGUAACGUUAUGUAGCAUGUAUUAGCUAAGUUAGCUAUGUUAUGCUAACAUAUUAGCGUUAGGUCGUUUAUGGGAGUUUAGCGUUAGGUUAACUCUUCACUUCAGCUUUUAAGUUAGAAAAGAAAAUGGACGCGUUAAAAGGCGAAGAAACGUCAUGUUCUCUUGACAAAAGUAACGUUAAAGAGAUAAACAAAACCUAUAUUAUAUCCGCGCUAAACAAAUCUACACCGAGGUCAAACGCGUCCAGCACCAGUUUCUCUGGAGCUCGGCUCACUCUCCAGAGGAGGAAAACAAACAGCAAAGGACCCGAGCUCUCCUCAGCCCUUCAAGACACCGAAAACCAGAGCGAACCGCACGGGAAACGGCUGACUCUACAGCGCAGGACCAGAGCAGGCUCUGUGGAUAAGGGCACUCCGUCUGCAGACGAGAAAAAAAGAGCCUGGGUCAGCUCAGCAGUGCUGUCAGAGCCCAACAGUGCCCGCACCCCGGGCAGGUUAGCACUGCUGCGCUCUGCUUCUCUCAGAGACACGGAGUCUAAAAGAGCUCAUAAAGACCUGCUACAACCCCCAAACACUCCCUGCACAACUGCAGCUACUGAGAAAUCAUCCACGCGUCCUGCUCAGACUGCUAAAGUAAAUGCAGCUCACGACCAAGCCAAGGCAAGCUCAACUCCAACAGGAAAAACACAGUUCGAGAAGCUGAGUCUGAAGAAAGAGGUGUUUGAAAGACUGGCAACCAGAGAUGUUCCAAAACCAGUGUCACUGAAGCAGCAUCCUUGUGUGGACAGGUCAAAGCACUCAAGCACUGACUCUGGCAAACCCCAGGCUUCUUCUUCUAAGAAAGUACCUCUUAUUAAUAAUCAAUGCAAGAACCUUAUGAUGGCCGUCACUCCUCGAUCAACGCAGGUGAGAAAAACCACAGCCCAGACAAGCUCCACAACACCCAGUGGAACCAUGAGCUCAACCAAAGCCAGGCCUCCGUCCACAAGUGAAACACUUCUUUCCACUGAAGGGAAGCUUGUGAGUCAAGCUGCAACACAUCCAGAACUGAAGAUGGAGGACAGUGCAGUUACUGUUGCAGUGCGAGUCAGGCCUUUCAGUUCCAGGGAAAAGGGUGAGAACAGCUGCCAAGUAAUUUUCAUGGAUAAUCAGGAGACGGUGGUUCAGCAUCCAGAUACUAAGCAGACCUACACGUUCGCAUUUGACUUCUCUUUUUGCUCACUUGAUGAAAUGGACCCACGUUUUGCAAGUCAGCAAACUGUUUAUGAGAAUUUGGCAAAACCUCUUCUUGAAAGAGCUUUUGAAGGCUUUAACACUUGCCUGUUUGCUUAUGGGCAGACUGGUUCUGGAAAAUCAUACACUAUGAUGGGUUUUGGGGAAGAGGCUGGAAUCAUACCGAGGUUCUGUGAGGAACUUUUCUUAAGGUUGUCAAGAGCCGACAGUAAGGAGGACACUUGUCAUCUAGAGAUGAGCUACUUUGAGGUGUACAAUGAGAAGAUUCAUGAUUUGCUUGUAGCCAAGGAUGAACAAAACCAAAAGAAGAUGCCUUUAAGAGUCAGAGAACACCCAGUUGAAGGGCCUUAUGUUGAGGAUCUGUCAACGAAUGUGGUUAGCUCCUAUGGUGAUAUUCAGACAUGGCUUGAGCUUGGAAAUAAACAGCGAGCUACUGCUGCCACUGGCAUGAAUGACAAAAGCUCCAGAUCUCACUCGGUCUUCACUCUGGUCAUGACUCAGACUAAGACAGAAUUAGUGGAAGGAGAAGAACACGUCCACAGGAUCAUCAGCAGGAUCAACCUGGUGGAUUUGGCAGGCAGCGAGCGCUGUGCCACAGCUCAAACAAGCGGAGACAGAUUAAGGGAGGGAGCCAGCAUCAACAAGUCUUUGCUCACUUUGGGGAAGGUGAUUUCUGCACUGUCUGAACAAGCUCAGAGCAGAAAGAAAGUCUUCAUCCCAUACAGGGAGUCUGUUUUGACAUGGUUACUAAAGGAAAGCUUGGGUGGUAACUCCAAGACAGCUAUGAUUGCGACUCUCAGUCCAGCUGCCAGCAACGUGGAUGAAACCUUCAGCACCCUGCGCUAUGCUCAGCAGGCCCGCUUAAUCAUCAACGUGGCCAAAGUCAAUGAAGAUACCAACGCUAAGCUGAUCCGAGAGCUGAAAGCAGAGGUAGAGAAAUUGAGAGCAGCCCAGAUGAGCUCUCAGGGGAUCCACCCGGAGAAGAUGAGGCAGUUCCAGCAGGAAAUCACUGCUCUGAAAUCUCAGCUCUCUCGGCAGGAGAGAGAGAUGGCUGAGGUGCACAGAUCUUGGAAGGAAAAACUGGAGCAAGCUGAGUGGAGAAAACGUGAAGAAACCAAAGAGUUGCAGCGUGUGGGCAUAACAUUUAAAGUGGAUAACCGGCUCCCCAACCUUGUGAACCUGAAUGAGGAUCCUCAGCUGUCAGAGAUGCUCUUGUACAUGAUUAAGGAGGGACAGACCAAGGUCGGCAAGCUGAAGUCUGAGUCGGCCCAUGACAUCCAGCUGUCUGGGGCUCUUAUUGCUGAUGAGCACUGUGUCAUCUCCAAUAUAAAUGGCACAGUUAGUAUCACACCCAUGAAGAAUGCCAAGACCUUUGUGAAUGGAAUCCUUGUGUCUGAAGCAACUGUUCUCCACCAUGGUGACCGGGUGAUCCUUGGGGGAGAUCACUACUUCCGCUUCAACCACCCAGCUGAGGUCCAGAGUGGAAAGCGUGCUUCUUGUUGGAGUAGUGGAGAUGUCCAGAAGGACUUUGAGUUUGCCAAAAAUGAAUUGCUUUCAGCACAGAGAGCCCAACUGGAAGCAGAGAUUGAAGAUGCCAGACUAAAAGCCAAAGAGGAGAUGAUGCAGGGGAUCCAGGUGGCCAAAGAAAUGGCCCAGAAAGAGUUGUUUGACCAAAAGCUUCAGUAUGAGAACCGGAUCAAAUCUCUAGAGAGAGAACUUGAACAGGAGGGCGAAAGAAAAAGAGCACAGGAACUGGAGAGGAAGCAAGUGGCCAGCAAGAUGGAGGAGCUGCAGACUGCCAAGAUUCUGCUGGAGCAAGAAAUGAACAUGCACAAGAAACGGUUACAAAUGGAGACUCAGGCAACCAGACAGGCCAUGGCUGAUAAUGAUAUUCGACAUGCAAAAAUCCUUGAGGCUCUUGAAUCAGAGAAAAGGAAAAUUGCAGGGGAUCUAGCUGAGAUUCAGAGAAAGCGUGCACUAAAGUCAAACCACACUUCUAGAACAGGUAACUUAGUUCCUCCUCAGUGGGAUGCCAUGAAGCUGUCACUGAUGAUUGAAGAAGCUAACAAAAUAAGUGGGAAAUUUAGGAAACACACAGUUUUCAGCAGAAAUGACGUGACUGAGACAGAGAGUGGGAAUGGAGGAAAUGCUGAGAUGCAGAUACAAGUACAAAAUACCAAGCUGGGCAUCUCUACCUUCUGGAGCCUGGAAAAGUUCCAGAGCAGCCUGGUUGCCAUGAGGGAGCUUGAAGAGGGAAACCGCACCUCCCAAGAUGAUGACGUGUUUUACGACCCAAACGACCAGUGGGAGCCAGAUAUAUCUUCAUCCUCCUCUACUUCUUCUUCUUCUUUUUCUCGCAGAAGAAGCAGGAGCCUGUUGAAGAGCAGGCGUAUCUCUGGCAGACUGUACGAGAUCAGAGUUCACCCCAUUCAGAGUUUAAACUGUACUUCAUCACAAUCUGCCGAGCUAAUGGGUAUGAGUAAGCCCCAUUCUCAUCAUAGCAGCAGCUUAGAUUCUACCUUGCCUGGCAUCUGCAAAGAUCUCAUUGCUGCCAUGGUUUCCCACUUACGUGCCAGCCCGUCAGCGGAGGAGAACAAGAGCCUGGCAGACAAACUCACCCUGGACCUUCUCUCCAUUCAUAACGCUGCAAACUCCAUUGCAAGCUUGUAUGAGCAGCUCGAUGAUAACAGCCAGGACAACUUGUUUGCAUGCAGCACUGAUGCGCAAACUCAUCUUGUGAGAGCCACCUCCGCUAUUGAGAGAGCUGUGUUCAUUACCAUGCACUGGAUCGCCAACAUCCAGCCCAGUACUCAGUCAGUCUCCCGAACUGCGGAAGAACUCAAGACAGAAGUGAAGAAUAUGGGCAGCUAUUUUCAGUUGCUUAUUCAGGGCUGUGAUUCAGAAAUUUCCUCUAUGGUGACAGAGGCUCAGAGGAAGUCUGCCAGGUGUUUGGAUGCUGCCCUGAUUGCCAUAGGUUUAUUGGCGACAGUGACUGGGACUCAUCUUCAUUUGUCUGAUCUUGGCUCUGACUCCAUAGGCAGAAGGCCUGCUGUUGUGUGUGUGCGAGAGGGAAUGUGUCGAGGUGUGAGAGCUCUUUUGGAGGAGGGUCUUUCUGUUAGCAGAGAAAUGCUCAAACAUGCUCAACUAGCUCAACCCAGAGCUCAGAUUUUGCAGAGCCUUAAAAUGAAAAUGUUAGAUGUGGCAAAGGCCUUGCAAAGCUACAUCCACUGCAACAUGUCGGAAAAGCCAGAUUGUCUGGACAACGGUUCCGAAGAUGAUACCUUACAUCUUGAAAGUAUAAAAAACACAGCCAACAAGCUCUUUCAACUCAACCAGGCUGUCCAGCAGCUGCACUCCACCUUGUCUCGCACUCUGAGAGGAAGAGGCAGUGAUGCUCACCUCAGUUCCUUAAAAGAAGCAGUCCAGUCUUUGACAAAGACAAUUGACGACAUUGUACACGGACUGCCACGACAGACUGAUGUCAACCUUUCUGUCAGUCUUCAACUACCAUUCUCAAAGAGUGUUAUGGCUGCACGGGAUGAUGUGCACUUGGCACUGUGCUCUCUAGCUGCUGUGUUUGAUGAAAGCAUGGAAGAAAAUAUGGAGAUGUCUAACUCUAACAACAUUUUUUCAGAGAAUCAAAAGUCUGGUUAUGGCACCAGAAACGAAGCUAUCCCUAAAGUACUGUACUCCCUUUCAUCUGGUGUCAGUUCUUGCUCUACAGAUAUUCGCUGGGUUUGAUUUAUACGUUUUAAGUCAAAUGUAGGAAUACUAAAAUCUUUUUUUAAAAGCACAUUUUUUUUGCACUAGCUUAUACACCUCUAUUUACAUCCAGUGGAUUUUCAAAUUUAUGUUCCGUUAUAUUUUUAUAUAAGGUACUGCAAGAUUGAAUGCACGCAUAUUGUAACCAUGUGUGGGAUAAAUACUGUUUUUACACUGGUUUUAACAUUAAAUUUCACAGAAUGUAUAAACAUAAGGGUGUUUACCCUUUUGAAUAUUGCCAAGAAUAGUAAGGAAUGAGUAAACAUUGGUAAAAGUAA
Astyanax mexicanus (Mexican tetra) is the source of this 5570-nucleotide messenger RNA. RefSeq names its product kinesin family member 14 (gene kif14). The transcript has 29 exons. Gene Ontology annotation, biological process: microtubule-based movement. The record is from RefSeq and is a predicted model, not a curated record. The coding region runs from base 424 to 5271 and encodes 1615 amino acids. Gene Ontology annotation, molecular function: microtubule binding; microtubule motor activity; ATP binding. NCBI's taxonomy places the organism in Eukaryota, Metazoa, Chordata, Actinopteri, Characiformes, Acestrorhamphidae.